Molecule: messenger RNA, 543 nt
Organism: Drosophila takahashii
Lineage: Eukaryota; Metazoa; Arthropoda; Insecta; Diptera; Drosophilidae
Source: RefSeq, a predicted model, not a curated record
AUGUGGGCCAACUUAAUUUCUCUCUUUGGAGCAGUUUUAAUUUUUAAUUUUGUUUUGAAUGAUGCAGUUAUGUUCAGGUUUAAAAAUUUCGAAUGUAAAAGUUACAAUCAGUCGUGGUUCGUUUUCCACAAUUGUCGUCUUAAGGCAAUUAAUCGUGAAAGGGUUCUGCUCAAUGUAAAUGGAACUAUUCUUCACCCGGCCCAUGAUAUUCAAGUCCAUGCCAAGAUCUUUAAGAGGGCCAGCGGCUUCAAGCCUUGGUUAAUGGAGUCCAAAAUAGACGCCUGCAGGUAUAUGCGAAAGCACUACGAUCCAUUCAUCAGCAUCGUUUACAAUAUUUUCAAAGAGUUUUCCAACAUUAACCACACUUGUCCGUAUCUGGGUCCACAAAUCGUGAAAGAUUUUUAUCUGAAACCGGAACUGUUAAUUCUGCCCUUCCCAUCUGGAGAGUACUUGUUGACACUUCAGUGGUAUUUCGAUAAGAAGCGACAAUUUGAUACAAACGUCAGUUUUAUUUAUGAGGAGGAUCUGCUUAGAAGAAAUUAA